CUCGAAUGACGGCCAGAUUCAGGCGAUCUCAUCUCCAUCCGCACGGUUAUUUUCUUGCUGUUAUACAGAAAAACUGAUAGAUAGAUAGAUAGAUAGAUAGAUAGAGAGAGAGAGAGAGAGAGAGAGAAAGAAACUGAGAGAGUUUUUGAGAGAGAGAGAGAGAGAGAGAGAGGAGUUGGAUGUCUGUAUGACAGGUAUAAGUGUGAAGGAGGGGAGUCAAAGUGAGAGAGAGCGGGGGGGUCUUGCGCUCUAGCUUGUUCUUCCUCAGUGCUUUGGAGGAGAUUGGAGGAGAGGGAGGUGGUGUGAUACAUCCAUGGCCAACAAGAAGUCGUAGUGCUGCCGACUUCCACUUGGAAGAAGGACAAGCGCGGACAGAGUGUAGCAAUCGGGUGAGAGCAGGGAGAGGGAGGUGAACGUGUGGCACGGCGAUCCUCCUGCCUGGGGCUUCCUCCUCCUCCUCCAUCUGCCGACUGCUUCUUCCUCGUUUGUUGUAGCACCGAUUGUUCACCUAUCUAUAGCCUGACAAGAUGCUGACACGUGUCAAGGAUGAUACGCCGGGCGAGGGCAGAGGAUACAUCGAGACCGUGUUUGCGUCUCGUUACUCGCGGAGUUGUCUGCCCAAGUAUCGGCUUCCCGACGACGAAACCGCCAAGGAGGCGGCUUAUCAAAUCAUCCAUGAUGAGCUGCUGCUGGACGGCAACCCGCGGCUCAACCUCGCGUCCUUUGUGACCACAUGGAUGGAACCUGAAUGUGACAAGCUGAUUAUGGAAGCAAUGAAUAAGAACUACAUUGACAUGGACGAGUACCCGAUCACUACGGAGCUACAGGACCGGUGCAUCAACAUGAUCGCACGCCUGCUGCACGCUCCAGUGACAGAAAAUGAAGCAGCAGUGGGUGCUGGGUGUGUGGGCUCGUCCGAAGCAAUCAUGCUGGCGGGGUUGGCUUUCAAGCGGCGGUGGCAACAUCGGAGAAAGGCAGAAGGAAAGCCGUACGACAAGCCGAAUAUUAUCGCAGGUGCAAAUGUGCAGCGUUGCCUGGCUCAGAUAGAGGCCGAGGAACAACGCCUGUUGGCAGUCGAGGCUGCCCGCAUACAAGCUGAAGAGGCAGCAGCAGCAGAGAAACUGCGGCUACAGGCCGAUGCAGACGCAGAUGCCCAGGCUCGCCGAAAGGGAGCCCAGGAUCUGCUGCAGCGGCAUGAAGCCAACAGCAUCGACAGACUCAAGUACUGGCAUUUUAAACCGAACGGAGACAACGCAACACCGGAAGAAAAGCACAAGGAGUUCCUCUCCAAACUCGUGACGCGGUUGUUGUAUGCUUGCAACUACCAAAGGUCAGAGUUGGAGAGACAGCGCCGAGACCUGACGCAACAGCAUCAGGAGUUGGCGACGCUCCGUCACACAGUGCAGAGCCACAAGGAUGCACCUCGGGCACUCAAUGCGCGAUUGUUGGACCUGGAACAGGCUGUACCAGGACCAGCUGCUGGAGCUUCCAGCAGUGCACCCUCAARCCGCCAACUGGAGGACCGCGUUGACCACGUAGUGGCAAUGCUCGGCGACAUCAGCACCUUCGCUGCGCCGACCACCACCAUCGGCAAUCAGCUGCAUACAUUGAAGAUCGAGGUCGAGAAGCUGCAGUCGACAAACGCGGACGACAAUCCGAAGAUGUACAAGAUGCCAACUUUCAACUUGGAGAGGUUCGAUGACUACACGCAGCAGGAUCCUGUCCUCUGGUGGGAAGCAUUCACAACGCAACUCAGGAUUAUGCCAGUAGCCAAGCACGCGUACAUUGGCGCCUUGUUCCUGAACUCAAAGGGCGGAUGCCAGACCUGGUUGAGCCACCUGUCAACCCACGGCGUCCACGUACCAGACUUGAAGGACGUAAUCACAUGGGAGGAAUUGACACGGCUGUGGAAGAAGCGGUUCAUCGUCGACGACGCGUCGGCACUCGCCAUCAACCGUGAGGCGACUCCACCUUUUACUCCGCCAGAUUCGGCCGCCUUGCUAGCGGCCUCCUGCACAUCUGCGGAGGAUGCGAAUGUCGCAAGUCCUCGGUAUACUUACGAGGAUUAUGCUGACCACUUGGUUCCACUGUUGGACCAAUGGCUCCACGUGCAACAGCCCACCGCAUGCACGGUUUCAUCACCAUCGGCAACCGAUUUGGCAGCUUCGCCGCAACCUAUCACCGAGGAUUCGACGUCAUGGUCAAGACUUGAUGAGCUCGAUCCGUUGACGUUCACGGACUUCCAGUGGAUGCCCGUUCCCUCGACCGAACGAUUGCCGAAACCGCAUUGCAACGUGCUUAUGGCACAAUUGGGAGAUUACUUGCACACUGCAGUACCAGCUCCGUUGAUGGACGCCGGAGCAGAGGUUGUCGACCUUCACGCUUUCAUCGCGAAGAUCGACCGCGAGUUCAAGACGCAAAGGUACGACGACAUCGASGCACCAUYGCUAUACAUACGCAUUCAGAUCGGAGAGGCGACYUGCAGUGCCUUGAUCGAUUGCGGAGCAUCUCGCAACUACAUCAKCCAGGACUUCAUGGUACGCGYYGGCCUUGGCCCACGUGUYCGGAGGAAGUCCCAGCCUACGCAAGUCACUCUGGCAGACAGUCAUACGCACAAGUCCAUCGACCGAUGCAUUGACGUCGUCCCAGUGUACUUUGCCCCCCACGCAAGUGAGGCGGUGUCCUUCGACAUUUUGGACACCCAAUUCGACAUGAUCUUGGGCAUGUCAUGGCUGCGAAGCAACGAGCACCUUGUGAACUUCUUCAACCGCACCGUUCACGUUCGUGACCGGAACGGAGUAUUAGUUCCAUGCACGGUGCCUUUUCCUCAUCCUUCGAUCAACUGCCACGCGGUAUCCGCCGCAAGCAUGCGAGCUUCCAUCAUCAGAGACGACAUCGAGGAGAUGGGGGUGUGUUUUCUCCACGCCCUCCCGCCACAUGACGCUUCAUCGACGGACUCACCUUCGGAUCCACGCAUCACCGAACUUCUCGAUGCCUACAGUGACGUGUUCAAAGGCCCGCAUGUAGUACCAGAUCGACCCAUCCGCCACGAGAUCAUCCUUGAGGACGGGGCCGUACCUCCGCGCGGUUGCAUCUACCGAAUGAGCGAGGAAGAGUUAAGUGUGCUUCGGGCACAACUCGACGACCUUCUAGGGAAAGGCUGGAUUCGGCCUAGCUCAUCGCCAUACGGUGSYCCUGUUCUCUUCKUCCGGAARAAGAACAAGGAUUUGCGGUUGUGCAUCGAUUAUCGCAAGCUCAACGCGCAGACGAUCAGGAACGUCGGCCCUCUCCCACGCAUCGACGACCUUCUCGAGCSAUUGGGCGGCGCCCRGUUCUUCUCUAAGUUGGAUCUCAAGUCAGGGUACCACCAACUCGAGRUUCGCAAGGAGGAUCGCUACAAGACCGCGUUYAAGACUCGGUAUGGGCAUUUCGAAUGGCUGGUCAUGCCAUUUGGCCUUACGAAUGCCCCAGCCACUUUCCAAGCGGCUAUGACGACGGAGUUCCGACACAUGCUGGACCGUUUCGUACUUAUAUACCUCGACGACAUUCUGRUUUAYAGCCGGAGUCUGGACGAGYAUGUGGAACACCUGCGCACCGUUUUGGAGCGGCUACGACAGRCCAAGUACAAAGCAAWCCGCGACAAGUSCGAGUUCGCACARCAGGAGCUGGAGUACUUGGGACACUAUGUGACGCCUCAAGGCAUCCGUCCGCUUGCGGACAAGAUCGAGGCCCUACGAGUAUGGCCCGAGCCCACCAACACCACGGACGUUCGUUCAUUCAUGGGGUUGGCGGGCUACUAUCAACGAUUCAUCACCGGAUACUCCAGGAUUGUUGCACCUAUGACGAGGUUACAGUCGCCAAAGGUGCCAUUCGUAUUCGAUGACGACGCACGCCGGUCAUUCCAAACACUUAAGACGGCUAUGCUCAUGGCACCCGUCCUUAGCAUUUAUGACCCCACCCUGUCGACACGAGUGACUACGGACGCUUCCGACUAUGGCAUUGGGGCAGUCUUGGAACAGCUCGACGGCGACGAUUGGCACCCUGUGGAGUAUUUCAGCCACAAAGUGCCUCCCAUCAACUCGCUUGAUGAUGCAAGGAACGAGCUGCUCGCAUUCGUGAUGGCUCUCAAACGCUGGCGGCACUUCCUCCUUGGGCGUCGUAGGUUCACAUGGGUUACGGACAACAAUCCAUUGACCUACUACAAGACGCAGGAUACGCUAUCUUCGGAUCACCCGCCGGCCAGCCAUUACCGCAUUGCCGACGGGUACUUGCUCCUCCACUCGAGAGGCAAGGACUUACUAUGUGUCCCACGCGAUCGUCGUCUUCGGACUCGCCUCCUCGGCGAGUACCAUGAUUCACGACUCGCCGGCCAUUUCGGAGUCAACCGCGCUAUUGCACGACUUCGACAGCGAUUUCGAUGGCCCGACCUCAUUACCGAUGUCACUCGGUAUUGCGACUGUGAAGUUUGCCGACGCAGCAAGCCCCGCAACCGCAAUCCCUACGGCGAGUUACACCCGAUGCCUAUCCCACGGGAACCCGGUCUCUCCAUUGCCAUGGACGUCACCGGUCCGUUUCCUCGCGACCGGCUCGGGCAUGAUGGCAUCCUCAUGUUUGUGGACCGAUUGAGUAUGUACGCGCGUUUUCUCCCUUGCAAGUACUACUCCACGGCUCCCGAGCUGGCACGCCUCCUGCACACUGGUUGGAUUUGUGGCCACGGUGUACCAGAAGACAUUGUCAGCGACCGCGACACUCGUUUCAUGUCGGCGUUUUGGACUGCUCUCAUGCAGGAGUCCGRCACAACAAUGAAACCAAGUUCGGCUCGACACCCUCAGACAGACGAGCAGACGGAGCGGGCACAUCAGACCGCUCAAAUGAUGCUUCGUACGCUCAUCCGUCCGGACCAGAAAGAUUGGGUUGACCGCCUCCCCGACAUCGAGUUCGCCUACAACACUUCGGUGCAUCCGGCGAUUGGCGUGACUCCAUUAGAGUUGUACCACGGUGGACGGAAAGGCCGGAUCUUCGCCGACCUUUUCCUCCCUCGACCAGCCGACAUUGACGCUGCCUGCUCUCCCUCUUCCGUCCGGAAGUACAGGGAGUUGCUGACUCAAGCCUGCGCAAAUAUGCAAAAGGCUCGAGUCCGCAUGCAGCAGCAAGCCAACAGGCGUCGCGUACCAUGUCCCAUCCGCGCCGGUGAUCAGGUUUGGGUCUUCGCGGAAGAGUUUGCACUGGAACAGGAUGUUUCACGCAAACUGCUUCCCAAGUGGUUUGGACCUUGGUCUGUGACAGCAGCCGCGGGCGAUGAGCCCGAUGGCCCUUCAUUUGUAAUCAACAUUCCAGAGCAUCUGACGGUCCAUCCGGUCUUCCACGCCUCGAAGCUGGCAACUUAYACGCCAGCCAAGAGCGACGACUUUCCGGACCGACGAUCGCAGGACCCUCCUUCUAUGGAUGGCCAUCAGGAAGUUGACCGCGUCAUCUCCGAUCGCAAGUACGGCAGCAAGYCGCGGCAGUAUAAAGUCACAUUCAAAGCAUGCGAUCGCGACGAUACUCGGUGGAUAUCAGGCGCAGAUUUGAAAGCAUCCGCACCGCUGAUCUACGCGCAUUAUGAAAAGCGCAGGUUAGCUCAGGAAGCUUCACGACCAGCCCCUCCCACCCGGACUGUGGUCCCUCCCUCCGACAGACAGCUUCGCCCUCGCAGACUUGAGAUUUGGGAUGCAGACAGUUCGACGAGGGACUAUUUGGGCUUGUGCCGAAGACUUGGUGUUGACGACAUUCCCAUCUUCCCCCUCCUCUUCGUGUGCUGGGAGAAGUUCGCUCGAUACUUUGAAGUGGAGCUGAGGGAGACAAAACUGCGCGAAGGGAUGUAUGUUAUGGACCCGCAUGAAGCUGUCGAACUGGUCGAUGAAAACACCAUAUGCAUCGCGGCCAUCCUUGGGAGCACCUACAACGGAGAGUUCGAGGACGUCAAGUUGUUGAACGACUUGCUCGAGAAGAAAAACAAGGAGACUGGGUACGAGGUCGCGAUUCAUGUGGAUGCAGCAAGCGGGGGAUUCGUUGCACCGUUUCUUUAUCCAGAACUUGAGUGGGAUUUCAGAUUACCCCUUGUGAAGAGUAUAAAUGUGAGCGGGCACAAGUACGGACUCGUGUAUGCGGGAGUGGGAUGGGUGAUAUGGCGAAACCGGGCUGACCUUCCUGAGGAGCUCAUCUUCCACGUAAAUUAUUUGGGAGCAGAGCAACCCACAUUCACUCUCAAUUUCUCUAAAGGGGCGAGUCAGCUGAUUGCACAGUACUAUCAGUUCAUCCGUCUGGGCUUUCAGGGUUACAAGAACGUCAUGGUGAACUGCAAUGAGAAUGCGCGCUACCUGAGGGAAUGCUUGGAAGCGACAGGCCAUUUUAAGAUAUUAUCGAAGGAAAAGGGUGUGCCGCUUGUGGCCUUCUCGUUGAAGGACAGGUCGAAGCACAACGAAUAUGACAUUGCAGACCAGCUUCGGUCAUUCGGAUGGAUCGUACCUGCUUACCACAUGGCACCGAACGCGCAGCAUGUGUUCGUCCUUCGUGUGGUUGUGAGGGAGGACUUCUCUCGCACGCUCGCGGACAGGUUGGUGAACGACAUUAGGAAAACGAUGAAGUACCUGGAGGCGCACCCGAUAGCCAGGCAUUUCCCGCUGACGGUGACGGUGAAGAGCAGAGAGGAGUUCCAGUUCCCUACGGAGUUAUGCGCAGAGAUUGUGAACAAGGUGGCGAAUGCGCUUCACAUUGACGUUACGUUGAACGGCAAUGAACCGGAAGACGAUUUCGAUUUCGGAUCUGGCCGCAAGUCGAUCGAAUCCUCGUCAUCGCCUCUUGCCUCUACGCUAGAAGAAAAAGCCGUCACGAUCGCCCCUUUGAGCACGAAAGUCCCAGUCAGCCCUCUAGCAGUCAUUGCCGGACGGAAAGUGACAACUGCGAAGCCUGCCGGUGUUUGUUAAUGGUGGCCCGACACGACGAGCAACUCCCCGAGAGAAGGGCCGAUGGAAGUGGCUCGCCACACCCAAGUUGCCUGGAUGAAAAAGCACAGGUGCCGCGGUACCACAGAAUCUCCACCGACUCUGUUCGGUCUCUACCGACUCUGUUCGGUCUCUACCGACUCUGUUCGAUCUCUACCGACUCUGUUCGGCUCUGUUCAGUCAGGUCGCGUUCUCUUUUCAUCAAGGCACAGCAGAUGCAAUGGGACUCUAUUAUUCCCUCUGCCUCCAUUCACUCUCUUGUAUCUGAGAAGAGUGAGCACAGUAAUCGGUCACACAGGAAAGGGGGCCGUUUCACGAGGAGCAUGCUGGUAAUAGGAUUCUCUUCCAGAAAUCUUAGACUGGGUGCAAGCGAAGUCUGCGGAGAAGAUUGCCCUUUUGGUGCUAUCUUUCGUCUCUUCAGAGAGCAAUCUUCCAUGCUUUAAGAUCCGAUGCAGAUGCACGCUGUGCGAGAUUUUGGCAUAUUGGAGCCUUCCAUCGUUUUCUACUCAGAGUCUGACUGUCGAUGAGUGAUCAGGUGAGGUGGUAAUCAGAAAGCGUGCUGACAAUACAAUGCCUAUGCCUGUUAUGCGGAGAAAACUGGUAUUGCAACUCGUGAGUGGCGAGUUUGGCGACAUGCAUUGAUUUUGAGAAAUCACGAACGCUCGGGAUUGAGGGGCCUUAGGAGACUACGACAUACGUUUACUUGGAACUUUGCUUCAGCUUCGGAAUCGCAAAAAACAACAUGUGAUCGGGUACAUCAGCAUAGCAUGCAUUUCAUCAACCACGCGGCAUUGCAAAAAGCCGUGUGCUCGAUCACUACAUGAGCACGAGUUAAGUUUAAACUGUAAACAAAAACGCAAUCGACUGAUCGAUCGGCGUGUGUUUUAAAAAGCAUGCGAUCGACUCGACUACAUCAGCGUGAAUUUGGCGGGAAUGGAUGGUUUUCAUGCUCCGGUCACCGGCGACCGAUUGGCGGAGCGAGUGCAGGUUUUGCCAAACUCGUCAGACUACAGGGGUGAGCAAUUGGCGGAGGGAGCGCAGGUUUUGCUAAACUCGCCAGACUACAGGGGUGACCGAUUGGUGGAGGGAGUGCAGGUUUUGCCAAACUUAGGUUUUGCUAAACUCGCCAGACUACAGGGGUGACCGAUUGGUGGAGGGAGUGCAGGUUUUGCCAAACUUAGGUUUUGCUAAACUCGUCAGACUACAGGGGUGACCGAUUGGCGGAGGGAGCGCAGGUUUUGCUAAACUUGUCAGACUACAGGGGUUUCACGCUGACCGAUUGGCGGAGGGAGCGCGGGUUUCGCUGAGCUCAUCCCACCUGUGUGUCAUGUGGCUGAUGAAUGGUUUUCAUGCUCCGGUCACCAGUGAUCGAUCGGCGGAGGGAGCGCAGGUUUUGCGAAGCUCGUCAGAAGUCGCAACAAACUUCCCCUGCUGACUAAUGCAGGGCAUCUCUUGCAAAUUUUGUUCGGUUUAUCAAUUCUUCUCCGCUUGUUGGACCUGCAAAGUCCUCCUCCAUGUCAUAUUCUAUGUGAUAUGAAGAGUGAGCGGCCGUUCUGUUAGGGUAAUUUUCACUUCACUUGUUUGUUGUCACACCGGGGCGAUUCGUCCUCUGCUUUGCCGUUUUUGUUUUAGAAAACACGAGUCCUUUUUUUUAACUUUUUUUAAGCAUUCCUUUUUUUGAUAAGUAGCUAGAUGUCGAAGCAGCCAACCUAUCAGUUUUCAUUUUCUAGCAGGAUGAGCACAUUUAAUUACGGAUGUGGUGGGGGAACGGACCCAAGUCUUAUUCCAACCCCCCCCCCCCCACCAGUCCUCUUCGUGGGACAAUCUUAAACUUCCUGUAGGGUCUGUUUUUGGGGCCCUAUUUUAGGGGUCUAUUUUUGGGACCCUAUUUUAGGGGUUUUAUCUAAAUUUUAUUCAUUUCUCGAUCUGACAAGUCCAGCAGCACUGGCAUUCUGACUGAGAGAUGUAACGUGGAAGUGUUGCGGAGUUUGACUGCAGUGCUGAAUCAGGUUGAAAGCAACUAAUAUUUUUUGCUGAAUCUGGUCGAUGCCCAAGGUCGGAUACUACGAUGCUGAAACUGCUGCGGCAGUGCUGCUGACCUUGUCGAAUUCAAAACUUGUCAAUUUCAAAAUUUGUCGAUUUCAGGAUGAUGAGUGUGAAUCCACAGUUUUGCUGAAUCUGGUCAAUGCCGAAGGUCGGUUACAGGGAUUUUGCCCACUACCUCGUCGUACUCCUUGGCACUGCCAAUCUUAGGAGGAGGUAGGUAUUUCUCAGAACAUAAGAUGAUGAGUGUGAAUCCACAGUUUUGCUGAAUCUGGUCAAUGCCCAAGGUCUGAUACAGGGAUUUUGCCCACUAUAUGGAGUUUUCAGAACUUAGAAGUAGGAAACAAGGGGCAAGAGUUUUGAGGGUCUCACUAGAUGGGUGAGGCGGGCUCUUGGCUUUGAGAACUUUGGAUCUAUCGAGUAGAUCUAGACGCAGUACUCUGUCUGCCUCUCUCUCUCUCUCUCUCUCUCUCUCUUGCUGUGGAAUGGAGAAAGCUAUGUAGUUUGCUACAGGCGAAAUGGCAACAGUGACG
This is a messenger RNA of Chara braunii, 9559 nucleotides long. The record is from the annotation of a GenBank genome assembly. Lineage: Eukaryota; Viridiplantae; Streptophyta; Charophyceae; Charales; Characeae.